Cryptococcus amylolentus CBS 6039 is the source of this 1335-nucleotide messenger RNA. RefSeq lists its product as hypothetical. The record is from RefSeq and is a predicted model, not a curated record. Bases 1 to 1335 code for a protein of 444 amino acids. Gene Ontology annotation, molecular function: flavin adenine dinucleotide binding; L-pipecolate oxidase activity; sarcosine oxidase activity. The transcript has 6 exons. Lineage: Eukaryota; Fungi; Basidiomycota; Tremellomycetes; Tremellales; Cryptococcaceae.
AUGCCUACCAAACCCUCAGUACUCGUCGUUGGCGCUGGAGAGCUCGGUGCUGCCACAGCUGUCUCCCUGCUCCGGACAGGAAAGUUUGGCGAGGUUACAGUCAUAGAUAGGGCGGCGGAGCUUCCUGCCCUCGACGCGGCGUCUUGUGAUAUCAACAAGGUGGUUCGAUUCGACUAUGUCGAUGCCGACUAUUCAGCGCUGGCCAAGAAAGCUAUAGACGAGUGGAACAAGCCAGAGUGGAAGGGAAUCUAUCACCAGACUGGUGUGGUUGUUCGCGGUCUGCAUCUUCAAGACCAUCAUGGUGAAGGCAUGCACAAGACACUCAAGAAUGUCCAAUCUCAAGAGCCCCGCGUCAGAGUUCUGAACAGCCCUGAAGACUUCGUCCAGCUAUUGGGUCCCGACCCCGGCAUCAAAGUCGAUCCUCCUUCUCCGGAGGUCCGAGGCUACCACAAUCCAUCGGGCGGAUGGGCCAACGCAUCUGCCGCUGUCCUCAAGCUUUACUCUUUUCUGUCAGAGCUCGGGGGUAAGCUCGUGCCUUCUGCCGACCUGGUUGAGCUUUUAUACGACGAGAACAGAAAGGACGUCAGGGGUGUUCGGUGUGCCGAUGGCCGACAGUUCUUUGCUGACAAGGUCGUCAUUGCCUUGGGCUCUUGGUCGGGAAGUCAUCCGGCACUGAAGGGAAUGAUGCCUGAAGGCUUGAUCACCGCUACAGGACAGACUAUAGCCACUGUGCAGCUUUCGCCUGAACAGGCAAAGCGCUAUGCCAACAUUCCUGUUAGUAUGCACCAUGAUGGUAGUGGAUACUACUCUUUCCCUCCAAAUGAGGAUGGCAUACUCAAAUUCGCCUUGCAUCGGGCUGGCUACACAUCUGAGACAGGCAUUCCGAGGACGGCUGCCGAUCCCAAAGCAGUCGCUUACCACAAAGACAACGAAGUUGGAUGGAUACCCCAAGAAUCGUUCGACUCCCUGAAGAAUCAGCUCGCUAUCGUCUAUCCUGAGAUCGCCAGCCUCCCCAUAGCCUACACUCGUAUGUGCUGGUACUCUGAUGUCGUAGACGGGGAUUGGGUGAUUGACUACUCCCCUGAUUAUCCUUCUCUAAUCUUCGCUACGGGCGGUGCUGGGCAUGCUUUCAAGUUCCUCCCGAUCAUUGGCGACCUCAUUAGGGAUCGCAUUGAAGGUACCCUUGACCCCCAUCUUGCGCACAAAUGGCGAGUGACCCGUGCGCCCAAGCUCGAAGACCCUGCGAGGGUUGGGAUGUUGAGAAAGCCCCUUGAUUUGUCGUCUCUGGUUAAGAAGGAUGAGCUCCUGGGGAGCACGUCUGUCGCAAAGCUCUAA